CGAUAUGUGAGGAGAGGGGUUGUGGGGUAUAAAAGAGGAGGGUUAUGCAGCAGAGCACCUGAUGCAGAAGCAGACCAUGAUGGCAGCUUACUAUCCCACAACCACGGUCACCACUGACCACAUCCAACAGUAUUUGGAUGAGAACAAAUCAUUGAUUCUGAAGAUUGUUGAGAGCCAAAACUCCGGUAAACUCAACGAGUGUGCUGAAAACCAAGCAAGGCUUCAACGAAACCUAAUGUAUCUGGCUGCAAUAGCUGAUUCACAGCCUCAACCUCCUACCAUGCACCAUCCUCAGGUUUGGGGUUUUUUGCGUGUGUCAGUUUGCUUCGGGAGGGGGGAUGAUGCAGUCCGGACCACACUACUUGCAACACCAGCAGGUGCACCAGCAAAUCUCCACCGCCCAAUCUCUCAUGGCGGCACGCUCACCUAUGCUCUACGGUCACCAGUCCAUGUCAGCACCGCACCACCUCGGGAUGAGCUCCGGCGCCACCGCUGGGCUCCACAUUCUCCCGAGCGAGGCGCACAACGCCGCGGGCUAUGCUGACUUCGCCCGCGGCUUGGGUGGCGGGAACAAGAACGAAUUCGGUGGCUCUCUUUCGAUGGAUGGGCGGAGCGGAAGCUCCGGCGGAGAUGGCGGGGAGACGCUCUACUUGAAGUCCGGGGAUGAUGGGAACUGAUGAGGAAGGCAUGCAUGUUUAGGGAUGACAAUAGCUCUAGGAAAGAGAUGUUUACUUUAUGUUAUGUGUUAAUUAAGGGCUGCAUGCUUUAUUAAUUGUCAUUAGGAAUGUUUAACUUUUAGCUUGGAGGAUGAUGUAGUUGUGACUUGUGAGAGAAUGAAACAACUUGCUUGUAUCCUUGCUUAUGGACUCCUUAGUUAUGUAAAGGGUUAUUUAUUAAGUGAACUAAUUAUAUUAUUAAUGCUCGAUCUUAAUAGUUGGGACCACUAUAUAAAUGUAUGUGACUAAUUAGGGUUAAUUUGUUUUCCAC
This is a messenger RNA of Cuscuta epithymum, 987 nucleotides long. The record is from the annotation of a GenBank genome assembly. NCBI's taxonomy places the organism in Eukaryota, Viridiplantae, Streptophyta, Magnoliopsida, Solanales, Convolvulaceae.